Penicillium lagena is the source of this 675-nucleotide messenger RNA. RefSeq lists its product as uncharacterized. Bases 1 to 675 code for a protein of 224 amino acids. NCBI's taxonomy places the organism in Eukaryota, Fungi, Ascomycota, Eurotiomycetes, Eurotiales, Aspergillaceae. The record is from RefSeq and is a predicted model, not a curated record. The transcript is spliced from 2 exons.
AUGCUCGACACAGGAGCGCACCGGCCGCCAUCCAGCGGUGACCUCCUCCAAGCCCUGGACCCCAAUCUGGGUGACUAUUCCCUAGCCCCUGGACCCUGCAGGACGGUUGGCAGGUCGGCAUGGACAGUAUGUAUCCCCCUCUCCACGCGGUCCCCGUUCCAGCCCAAUGGUUUAACUAGCUUCAGCGGUAGGGAAAAUGAUUUCCGCCGGAGUGGACGCCUGACACUUGUUUCGGUUGUAUUUACCGAGUUCCCCCGGGUAGCAACGGUGACGCCGUUCUCUGCUGCUGGGUCCCGAGAUCGCUGGCUGAUGGAUCCGCCUUGUCGGUUCAAUCAUCAUCGCCAGGGAUAUGCUUUCUUCUUCCGCGAUUCCGCCCCCCUCCCUUUCGCUGACAUUCCUGUAUCACCGACGCCUCACCCUGGUGCGUCAGGCGAAUGGGGGCCCGGCUUCUGCAGAAAGAAGCAGAGUGUAAUGAGCCCAGUCCCAUCUGGGCAGACAAGGGUCUGGGCAACUAUACCAAAAACAGCGGCUCCGGGUGUCCACUCUGACCCAAGGCAGACCAGAUUCAGCCCCCAACGAGGCAAAGCGCUCUCGCCGUCGCUCCGGGACCCUGCUUGGUCCUUCCCAAACAACAUUGCCCUCUCUGCAAGGCCGACCAACUCAAAACAACCCUAA